Messenger RNA from Bubalus bubalis (water buffalo), 2003 nucleotides. RefSeq names its product heterogeneous nuclear ribonucleoproteins A2/B1-like. The coding region runs from base 234 to 1340 and encodes 368 amino acids. The record is from RefSeq and is a predicted model, not a curated record. Lineage: Eukaryota; Metazoa; Chordata; Mammalia; Artiodactyla; Bovidae. The transcript is spliced from 2 exons. Gene Ontology annotation, molecular function: RNA binding.
CAGAGGCAGAAGUUAGUGGACUUUUCAGGGAGCCACAGCCUGACUGCAUCUCAAGAGUGGUCAGAGGACAACUCCUGGAACUGGAGGAACCUGCAUUGACCAGAUUUCCAAGUUGGCCUCUUCUGGAAGGCGGAAGCGUGCCUAGAGGCCAUAGCAGCAUCGCUGGGUCCCCGUGGAGGUGCUCCUAGAGGCAUUUUCCGGGGUAGCUGAGGUUCCCACCGCAGAGCCAGGACAUGUCUGGUCUGAAUUCAUCCCUGAGAUCAUUCUCAUCUCCCUCAGCUACGGGAAAUCAGGCUGAAGCAACCGAGUCCGUGAUGGAGAAAACUUGGAAAUCUGUUCCUAUGAGAAGGCAAAAGAAAGAGGCCGAACAAAUCCGUAAACUUUUCAUUGGCGGCUUGAGCUUUCAAACCACAGAAGAAAGUCUGAGGAAGUACUACCAGCAGUGGGGAGAACUCACAGACUGUGUGGUCCUCAGAGACUUUGCCAGUCAACGAUCAAGAGGAUGUGGUUUUGUCACCUUUUCAUCCAUGACCGAGGUGGAUGCUGCCAUGGCGGCCAGACCCCAUUCCAUUGACGGCAGAGUGCUUGAACCCAGACGUGCCGUCCCAAGAGAGGCAUCUGGACAGCGGGGGGCCCACUGGACCCUGAAGAAGCUGUUCGUUGGUGGAAUUAAGGAAGAUACCGAGGAGCAUCAUCUUAGAGAGUACUUUGAGAAAUAUGGAAAAAUCGAUGCCAUUGAGAUCAUUACUGAUAGGCAGUCGGGCAAGAAAAGAGGCUUUGGAUUUGUGACUUUUGAUGACUAUGAUCCCGUGGAUAAGAUAGUGUUGCAGAAAUACCAUGCCAUCAAUGGUCAUCAUGCAGAAGUCAGGAAGGCUUUGUCAAUAUGGGAAAUGCAGCACGUCCAAGGUUCUAGAAAUAGAAAAAGAGACCCUUUUGAUUUUAGUGUUUCUUCUAGUGGGGGUGGAAAUUUUGGACGAGGGCCAGGAACUAAAUUUAGAGGAGAAGCUGAUGGAUAUGGAAAUGGCCCCUGGUGUAGGGAUGGCUGUCAAGGGUAUGGAGGAGGACCUGGAGGUGGGAAUUUUGGAGGUUACCCUGGUUAUGGAGGAGGAGGUGGAGAAUAUGCUGGUCGAGGUCCUGGGUAUGGCAACCAGUGGGAAUUCUCUGGAGGUGGUUAUGGCAAUAAUUUUGGAAAUUACGACCAGCAACCUUCUAACUAUGGUCCAAUGAGAAAUAGAAACUUCGGCAUUGGCAGGAACAAGGCGGCCCCAUGUGGUGGAGGCAAUUAUGGCCCAGGAGGCAGUGGCGGAAGUGGGGGUUAUGGAGGCAGAAAUGGAUAUUGAACUUCUUCCUGUUUGCCCUGGGCUUAACUGUCUAAAUAGCAGAGGAUGAGAGCCCAGAUAAACAGUUUCAGGUUUUUGAGUUAAGGACAUUAAGGAAACUCUUAUCUCAGUCAUGAAUAAAUAGUGAUGUGGCAGAAGACAACAGAACAGGUCCAGAGAGCCAUUCUGUUGGUGGGUUGGAAGGCUGUAUAAAAAGACACUUAUGAAUUUUAUGCAAGUGAAUUUGAAAACUUUGAUGAAAUAGUUUUUUUUUGUUAUUUUUGUUAUUUUUUUUAUUUUUUAGUAAAAGACAAGUUACUUGUCCUCUUCCUGGAGGGGUCAAAGAAAAUAAUUCUAUAUCAUAUAAUGAAAUUAUAUUUAAACUUAGAAGGCUUUCUACCAAGAAAACAAAAUGCCUUGGAGACAGUUUCUCAGCUUCUUCCUGUUUCUUUGUUGUCGUGGUCUUUGUGAGGUUGUAGAAGCAUUCCUUCUUUGAUAACAUUAAAUUUGCAAGUUUCAGGUGACAUGUGAAAACUUUUUAAAGAUUUUACUCAAGUUUUGAAAAGCUAUUAGCUAGGAGUAUGUUGUAAUAAGAAAUAAUGUUGUUCAUUAAAUUUUAGAGUAUAGAGGUAUGAAGCAGUUGUAGAUUUUUUAUUUAAUAAAAUAAUUCUAAAAGAAAAACAA